AUGUGGACGACGACCAGCGGCCUGAGUGGUCGGCCGCUCCGGCUGAGCAUCACCAUCGCUGCUGUCAUGGGUUUCUCGCUUUUCGGCUAUAAUCAGGGCAUGAUGGCUGGCCUCCUCAACGGCGACGAGUUCGUAAAGUCGUUUCCAAUUCUCGAAAUGCCCACGAAUGCAACUAAGGGCCAGGAACAUUACAUCAACGUCAUCCGCGGUGCUGUCACAUCCUGUUAUGAACUUGGCUGCUUCUUCGGCGCGCUAUUCUCUAUGUUCUUCGGCAACUCACUCGGUCGCACUCGCCUGAUUUUCACAGGUGCCAGUGUUCUGGUUAUUGGUGCUUUGCUUACCACGGUCUGCUUUACUGGUAAAUGGGAAGUCGGCCAGUUCGUCAUCGGCCGUGUUGUGUCGGGUAUUGGAAACGGCAUGAAUACCGCGACAAUCCCGGUCUGGCAAUCGGAAUGCUCCGGCGCUCACAACCGCGGAUUUUUGGUCUGUUUUGAAGGUGCGAUGAUUGCUGGUGGUACUUUUAUUGCCUACUGGGUCGUCUUUGGUCUUUCACAUGCCCAGGAUACCGUCCAGUGGCGAUUCCCCAUUGCGCUCCAGAUCCUCUUCGCUCUUAUUGUGGCGUCCGGUGCCUUGAUGCUCCCGGAUUCCCCGUCGUGGUUUGUGAGCAGAGGAUACGACAAGGAAGCCUGCGAGGUGCUCGCUAAGCUUAAUGGCGUUGCUCCUGACUCCGACAAAGUCCUUAACGACUUCAACUUCCUGAAGCAGGACGUGGAAUCCUCAAAGAGCUCAGAGUCAAGCUGGAAGACUGUAUUCACAUUCGGCAAGACCCAGGAAUUCCAGCGCCUUCUUGUUGGUUGUUCCGGCCAGUUCUUCCAGCAGUUCACCGGUUGUAAUGCCGCGAUCUACUACUCAACACUACUUUUCCAGGAAAACCUACAUAUGGAGAAGUACCUAUCUCUGAUUAUGGGUGGUGUGUUCGCUACCGUCUACGCCCUUGCGACUAUUCCAUCAUUUUUCAUGAUUGAGAGAGUUGGCCGUCGCAACCUGUACUUGAUUGGCUUCUUAGGUCAGGGACUCAGCUUUGUCAUCACAUUCGCUUGCUUGAUCAAGGAGAACGAGGCAAACUCCAAGGGCGCUGCUGUUGGUAUCUUCCUCUUUAUCACCUUCUUCGCUUUCACUCUAUUGCCACUACCCUGGAUCUACCCUCCCGAGAUCAACCCCCUCCGUACCCGCACUGUGGGCGCGGCGGCGUCGACCUGCACCAACUGGAUCUGCAACUUUGCCGUGGUCAUGUUCACGCCGCUUUUCUCUGGCCAGAGCUCAUGGGGUGUUUAUCUCUUUUUCGCCCUGUUUAACUUCAUCGGCUUGGUCUUCGGCUUCUUCUUCUAUGUCGAGACAGCCGGACGUGAGCUCGAAGAGGUUGACAUUAUCUACGCCAAAGCACAUGUCCAAGGAAAGAUGCCGUUCCGGGUCGCCCAGGAGAUGCCCAAGCUCAAUCUCCAACAGAUCCUUCACGAGUCACGCGAACUGGGGUUGAGUACCGACAUUAAUUCGCAUUCUUCACAAGAGAAGAGCGAGCUCGGCCUUGGUGGUGACAGUGGCCAGGAGAUCGAGGAGGUGAAGGAGAAACUGUGA
This is a messenger RNA of Penicillium griseofulvum, 1635 nucleotides long. RefSeq names its product glucose-inactivated glycerol proton symporter STL1 (gene mfsA). Gene Ontology annotation, biological process: carbohydrate transport; transmembrane transport. Gene Ontology annotation, molecular function: carbohydrate:proton symporter activity. Gene Ontology annotation, cellular component: membrane. Lineage: Eukaryota; Fungi; Ascomycota; Eurotiomycetes; Eurotiales; Aspergillaceae. The record is from RefSeq and is a predicted model, not a curated record. The transcript has a single exon. The coding region runs from base 1 to 1635 and encodes 544 amino acids.